UUCACCUUGAUCACCACCAGCAAAAUCUAAUGAAGGAUCCUCUGUGGAGUUUUGGAAUAGCUAUUAUGGGGAAAGGAAAUGGGGUGAAAAGCAAGAAAAUGGACUGAAACAAUAUCUGAAUUUAAAAAAAAUAAUUCUUUUAAUUUCUUUGAGAAUUAUAAUUUCCGUUGUAUGAAACACAAGAAUAUUAAAAGAAAACGAAGGAAAUAAACCUCUCUCUUUCCUCUUCUCAUGAAGUAUAGGGCUUCGAGGGCUAGACAUUCCCAAACUCCAUUUGACCUCUACAUCAGUAGUUCCCAACAGGCGUCCAUAUGACCCUUGCGGGGACAUAUAAGAUUUUGUUGUUAAAGUUUAAGUACAAUACAUUAGUCAUACUUCUACAAUACACAAAAUACUUUUUUUAAACAUCAAAUGUCUAUGAGGGUCCAGUAUUGUAAAAUAGGAAUCAAAGGGGUCCCUAGGUAAAAAAUGGUUAAGAAAUACUGCUCAACAUGAUCGCUAGUACCUUUCUAAUAUCAGUGGUGGUGAGAGGGGUCUCUCAUUCGGAGAGUGAAGGACAGUGCCCAAGAUUUUUUUUCCAGUUCUAGAGUUCCCAAAUUGGUGGGGAUGAAGGAAGGAUCGGAGAUCUAGCCCAAGUCCUUUCAAACAGGCAAAGGUGGUGGUGUUAAUACAGGUGACCGAUUAGUUCAGCUAACGAAGAACAUUGACGUCCCUUCCACCGGGCUUCCAUCAACCAAAGUCCACUGACAAGGCUUUGCUGAACUUUAGGUUAUUGUGAAAUACACUUGCUAAAAGUUCCACACAAUGGGACCUACCCGAAACCACCACAGAGUGCGAAACGAACUUCUUAACCAUGCAACACUGUCUGCUAGAAAUAGCAGCCAAAUCUCACUCAAGUGAGAACACAUUAGAUAAUGAUGUAAUCCUAAAAAUUACAGCUUGGGAGAAAAAAAGAAAAACAAGUCAGUCACAUCUGGAGAGUGCGCCUUUGGCCAUAGAUCAACUCGAUCAGAGUUAACCCGAGGUUAAACAACCACAAUAAUAAAUAAACAAAAACAAACUGAACAGUGAAAAGGGUGCAACAAGCUCCGACUGUAACACAUGCACCAUAUUCAAUCAACCACUGCAUGUCAGAAUACAGUGUUCCUCAACCAAAACGGAGGUGUGGUUUAUCCGGAGAUAGGGAUCUGUGGAUCGGACCGAGCCAUAGAUCUCGGUGAGUGUUGAGCUUGGACAAAACAGCAAUUACCACUACGUAUAAUACAUCCCCAUAUAACCAAACAUUGUGAUGUGAGUUAUAUAAAACGGUCCCAGACUUGACUGAAUGAAGUAUGAUCAUAUAUACAGCGUACAGACUUCCUAAUAGUCCGAAGGUCUAACUCCGGUUCCAUAGGUAUUGCAUCAUUUAUAGUGAGCACGUGGAAGUUUAACACUCACAAUACACUUCAGAUUGACAAUGAAUAUUUCUAAUCAACAACUGAACACACAGCAAAGUAAAACUUCAGUAGACCCCGAAAAUAAAAUCGUCCCAAAUCACAUCAUGGUUAAUUCACGUUGGUGCAACUCAGAAUUGGUGACCAAAAUUCAGGCCAAUGUUCGUGUUUUGUUCUUCGACGACAAACCCGACAUCGAUUUUCGUCCUGCAAAUAGUGUGUGCGUGGUUUACAUCUCGGAGGCAGAGUUGGUGUCUCAGGCUACAGCCUAUAAGAAAAAGAUGGUGAGACUGAGAAGAGCUGACGUCUUCAAAAUAAUCGUCCUCGCCGAAAAGACAUCCAUGACGACACAGUAUUACGCCAAUGUCCAGAAUUUUUGCGUGUUUGAACUAGGAUUAGUCUUGCUACCUGUUUCCUCGCAAGCUGACGCCGCCGGGAUUCUCACACAACUCUUUUAUACAGGCACGCAACCAGAGAAGAAUCCCUUCAAGCGAAUACGAAAUUCUUCUGAAGAAGAUCAAAGUUCAAGUUCUCUAUUGGCAACACUGCAAUGUAUACCAGGUCUAGGUGUUACCAAUGCAAAGUUAUUGUUAGUAAAUUUCGGCUCCAUCAACGGCAUAAUUGAAGCCUCUUUCGAGAGUCUGAGCAACGUAGUUGGCAAAAGUAUAGCCGCACGUAUAAUAGAUUUUCUCAGUUGAAUCUCAAGUUUGACAGCAUAGUUGCUUAUGAAUCAACCUUUAAAAGACAUUCUUGUUAUACUUACUGAAGAAGGCCAGAAGCAAUAACGUACGGUUUACUAUAUCUAUUGCAGGAAAAUAGACUCGGUACUAUAUAACUGAAGGUGGACAAGCUUGAAGGAAGACAGACCUCCAGCUCUGUUAAAUAUGUUAUAUUUAUGACAGAUGGAAUCAACACUGUAUAGUCUGAAUACAGAUUAAUUCAACACUCUUAUAGUUUGUUGAAUCCAACACUACAGAUAGAGAGGGGUCUUGCCCAAUACUGUAUAGUCUCAUUCAACACAAUAUGGAUAGAAGGACAAAUACAGACUGAAGGAGGACAUGUUCAAUAUUGUAUGGACUGAAACUGAAGAAGGACAGAUCAAACGUACAAUUUUAUCAAACUCAUUAGUGCACUAUUCAACGGUGAAUUCUCUCAACUUCAUACAAUAUGAAAGACAGCCCAAACACUUUACAGUCUGAAGAAGAGUUUGACAGACAGAUAACGGACCAAAAAUUGUACAGUUUGAAGGACAGAUCAAACUGUACAAGUCUGGGAGACAGAUCAAACAGUGUACAAGAUAGUCAAGUGUUGUAUUGUAUAGACAGCACUAAACAGUCAGAAGGAUAAACCAGACACUAGAGUUUGUUCAAAUUAUUAAAUGGGGAACAGACUAAACUUUGUACAAUUUGUUAAAAUUAUUUGGAAAAUUCCCACCCACUUGCACUCCUAGUUUCCUCUGUUUCCACUCACUUUUCACCUCAUAUCUUGAGGUGCAAUCUGGAUGAUAUCUCAUCACAACUACUACUGCUCAUUAAUUCACUCAUAAAUAUAAGUAGUCAUGUAGCUUGUCUACGAGGACCUGCUCUGCCCCAUCUCCUCUUAUACCUUAACUUUCAUCUCCAAGCAUAAAGCACCCCACUCUGCCUUGGGUUUUUGUAGUCUUACAAGCUGUAUAGCAGCCUCACUAGUGCUGGUAGCACAAGAAAAGCACACUACAUGCUGUAAACUGGUUGGCAUUAGGAAAGGCAUCCAGCCAUAGAAACCAUAACAAAUACACUAGAUCACAAUGCAGUCCUUGGACACAUCAGGUCU
Messenger RNA from Octopus sinensis (East Asian common octopus), 3245 nucleotides. Its product is annotated as Fanconi anemia core complex-associated protein 24-like. Bases 1457 to 2131 code for a protein of 224 amino acids. Gene Ontology annotation, molecular function: chromatin binding. The record is from RefSeq and is a predicted model, not a curated record. Gene Ontology annotation, cellular component: Fanconi anaemia nuclear complex. Lineage: Eukaryota; Metazoa; Mollusca; Cephalopoda; Octopoda; Octopodidae. Gene Ontology annotation, biological process: interstrand cross-link repair. The transcript is spliced from 2 exons.